Molecule: messenger RNA, 1728 nt
Organism: Epithele typhae
Lineage: Eukaryota; Fungi; Basidiomycota; Agaricomycetes; Polyporales; Epitheliaceae
Exons: 4
Coding region: 1-1728 (575 amino acids)
Source: RefSeq, a predicted model, not a curated record
AUGGGACAGAGACACCAAGCUUUCCUCAUCGCUCGUGUACGCCCCCACGGUGCUCCAGCCGGCCACCCUGGCAACCGCCGCUGCAUAGCUGCCAUCCACCACCAAUGGUGCUAUGGUUCCCUCCCCCUCAACGCUACCCGCCGCUUCAUCGACCUCAUUCGCCAACCUCUGAACGCGGCCGCUCUGCUCUCCGAGGUCCGCAACCUGGACGGCAAGUACGGUGCUUUCGGUAACAGAGAGCCCACAAUCCCCGAUAUCCCAUGCCCAUACACGACCUCUCUGUUCGCCACCGCCUGGUCGACCAAUCUCGAGACGGGUGAACAAGGCGAAUACUAUUCCAGUGGAUUCUGUUAUCUCGACGCCCCCAUGGGCUGCUGGGAUGGCGACAACAAUGACGGUAUCACCAUCAUUGAUGUUACCGAUCCCUAUAAUCCGAAGUAUUGUUUCAUGGUGGCCGACGGGCCUGUACUGGAUGCCCCCGGAUAUCUUGUACAAUACUAUGAAGAUGUCCUUGGAUCCACGGACGACAUUGGCGAGGAGCCCAGCUCAAAUGCCCAUCUCCAAUACCUUCGGAAUUGCAUGCGGCCUUUGCGUAAUGUUCCGCUCAUUCCAUCCAGCCGCCUACAAGAGGCAUGGCCUUAUGAGCGCUUCUCGGACCCUCCUGCCUCGCGAGACCAGGGCGUUGCGGGAAACGUUCCACCGUCUGAGUCCGGUGCUAGUGACUCACACACUCUCACCGCGCGCAAAGCGGUGGAAACCGGGUGUAUCGACGACCUCGUUCAACUUAGUCGCCUUCCAGACGGGGCUCAGCAUGUAAAGGACGCUAUCGGCGGGUUUAUUCCCUAUCCAGACAACGCCAUGGACCUUCUCGAAGAGGUCUUGCGGGAGACGCACAGGAAGCACCCGAACUUCGUCGACUUGUCUGGCAUCCAGCUUUCUCGCGAGCAAAUUCUCCGGGUGCUCUCUGGAUGGGACGCGGAGGUCAACUGGCUGGAUGUCUCCAACAACGCUUCCACCGUCGUAGACGACAUCGUCACAAUCCUCGCCGCCGCGCCCCGUACUCGGGUGCUCAACCUCAUCGGCUGCUCGUCUGUCGAAGACGCCCCUCUUCUCUCCCUCGUCCGCGACUAUCCUCCAGAGCUGAAGACUCUCGAGGGCAUCCUCCAUCCGGCUCUCCUCGACGACAACAUUUCGGAACCGGGGAUGAAGACGCGCCCCUCCGCGCUCACCAUCGUCGAUGUCGGCAAGCACAAGUGGGACUCCGAACCCUCCUUUUCAUCUCUGGCGCUCUUUACUCCCGCGCAAGUCGUACAAUCCCUCACAGACUUGCUCCCGAUGUACGGACUCGACAAGAAGGACUCGUACCGUCCCAACUACCCCAUUCGGGGGAUCACCGAACCUGCAGCCCUGCAAGGCUGCGCGCGGGGGCUCGACGACCCCUGGGGCACGCGCACCGUCGCCAAUGUGCCGCUCUCGACGAGAUGGGUCCCCGCGACGCGAAGAGAAGACGGCGACGGCGAAAGCGUGCCACGCAUCGCCGAUGCGUACCAGGGCGAGGCUUACCAUCUGAAGGGGUUCUUGGAGUGCAUGGCGCAGGAAGGACGACCUCUGCCUACUGCGGCCGCGGUCGACCGGCUGGAAGGCCUUCUCGACGUGAAGGACGAGGGUGGUCAUGCGAUGUUCCCGUUCCUGUCGGAUUUGAGCCUCGACAGACUCGAGAACAAUUAG